Molecule: messenger RNA, 837 nt
Organism: Cyphellophora attinorum
Lineage: Eukaryota; Fungi; Ascomycota; Eurotiomycetes; Chaetothyriales; Cyphellophoraceae
Exons: 1
Coding region: 1-837 (278 amino acids)
Source: RefSeq, a predicted model, not a curated record
AUGUCUGUGACUCCAGCACAGCACUCUGAACCAAGUACCACUGCUUCUUCACCACUCACUCCACCAACACUUCUCACUCUCCCGCCAGAGAUUCUGAAUAUGGUCUACGCGCUUUGCAUGAAGGACCUCAUCGUCGAUCUUCACCGUCACGAUGUCACCAACGAACUUCACAUCGCUCAUAGUCAACUCCGCCACAUCCCUUACGGCCUACCGGGCGUCAACAAAAAGCUGCGCAAGGACUUUCUCAAACUACUGGCCAAGUCGAUGCCACUGCACAUUGAGAAGCCUUCUCUCCUGGUAAUGCGCAACUACAUCGAUCCUAUCAUACCCAAGCGCUACGCCGACAAGCUUCAGACGCUGAUCAUCAGCUGCUCCGCGAAGCUCCCAGUACAGACCGUCCGGAUCGCAUUGUUCCCAAAUCUGAAGACUCUUCUGUUCAGUUCAACCUCAACGGCGCCCCUUCGACAGUUCCUGGACGCGGAAGUAAAGAACAUCACCCAGGGAUGGACCAAAGCGCAUAUCAACGUAAACUGUACCGAACGCGUCACAGACUAUAUGCGAGACCGUGCGGACUUCCUUCUCGACCAGCUCCAAGUUCAUCGUGCACUGCAUCCUGCAUGCCUCGUCAAGCACGACAUGCAAUUUGACACCUUCGAGGCAACUGUCCUUUCACCCCGGAAAUAUUUAAAAGCGCCCACGUUCACGGCCACCAUCACACGAAGCGCAGGCGGGGAUUGGGGGACCGCGACGAUCGAGUAUAGCAAGGCUUUUGAGACUUGGGAUACGAUGAUAGCCAGCGGCGAGAAAGGUGCUGUGUGGGGCUGGCUCAUUGACUGA